Molecule: messenger RNA, 2202 nt
Organism: Blastomyces dermatitidis ER-3
Lineage: Eukaryota; Fungi; Ascomycota; Eurotiomycetes; Onygenales; Ajellomycetaceae
Product: ClpTM1 domain-containing protein
Exons: 4
Coding region: 92-2041 (649 amino acids)
Cellular component (GO): membrane; endomembrane system
Source: RefSeq, a predicted model, not a curated record
CUGGCUUCUGUCAACUAACUGCCGCGAUUGCUUUGCGCAGACGCCUAUCCACCCCGCAGAAUUUUGGUAUUGCGUUCAGAAGUUCAGCAAUAUGUCGGGGCGCAGGCAACAGCAAGAGGAGCAGGGCUCAGGCUCUUUGAUCAAAUCUGCCCUUCAGGGGUUGGCCUUGUUCAUCGCAACCCAGUUUUUCGUUUCGCAAGUAUUCGGGCCGUCAAAAUCAGCGCAAAAUGAUACCAGUGGUGGUUCUGCGGCUGCGGGGAAAGCAGCUAUUCCAGCUUUCGCAGACCGGCCGGAUAUCCGUACCAUCACCAAUGCUAGUAUGGUCCCUCACAAGGUCGCCCCAAUAUGGCCUAUGAAUAGCUCGGUAGACAUUUCCAUUUACGUCUCGCCAUCUACCAGUAUUCCGUCAUUGGAUACUCUCCCAGAAGAUGCAAAGGUGCUUGAGGAGAAGAAUUUUACUCUCGGUGAUUGGGACGACACCAGGGAGAUCGCGACAAGUUUCAAAGUGCCCAGAGAAGUCCAACAAAACGGGACGCUAUGGGCUCAUUUCUACAUGUCGCUCACUGGACAGCCACUGGACCCAAAAGACAAAUCCUAUAACGCUGCCAACGCUGUUUAUUUCCGACGCCCGCUGAACCAGUAUUUUCCCAAAAAGAAAGUGAAGAAGCUAAAGAAUCUCCUCAAUGCGGACGAGAUAGAAGAGGGCGAGGUUGAUGUUCCACGAGUGACCCAAAUCGGGUCAUUCUAUCACCCCAACUUUACCCUCUCUGUCAUCCCGGAUACUGGGGUUAUUAAUUUCCCGGUCAUGGCUCCAGCAGCGCGACAAUAUCUCCAGCUUGAGAGGACAGGCGCUAGAGAUGCUACCGGCCAGAAUGGAUGGUACUACCCUAUCCUCUUUGUCAAUACAUUUUGGCAAUUAAAGAGCCAUAUGACCGAACUGAACUCCACUGUUGAGACGCUACCCCUCCAUAUCACGUUAAAAAACAUGCAGAACUGGAAAUUUACCUUGUUGGCCAACAUUGAUGAGAAUACAAAACAAAGCCAGAGACAAGCUGCAAGUGGCGGCCCCCUCCCUACUGGUGGUGACGGAAGCGAAUUCGAAACUUUUAAGGAGAUUUUGUUAGACACCAAUAGUUACCUUUUGGCCACUACAUUCUUCGUCAGCAUUCUUCAUAUGAUUUUCGAGGGGCUUGCAUUUAAAAAUGAUAUUUCUCACUGGCGCCAGAAGAAAGAUUCGGUUGGUACGUCAGUUCGCACCAUCCUUGCGAAUGUCUUCAUGCAAACAAUUAUCUUCCUGUACCUGCUUGAUAACAGUGAGGGUACCUCAUGGAUGAUUCUCGGCGGCCAAGCCUUUGGCAUUGUCCUGGAAGCAUGGAAGAUCACCAAAACCGUUGACGUUCGCCUUCGUCGUCCGCGACGGGGGUCGGCUUUCUCGUUCCUACCAUACGUUAUUGUCUUCGAAGAUAAACAUAAGCUCAGUGAGACGGAACAAAAAACCAAGGAAUAUGAUGAAAUAGCUUUCAGGUACCUUUAUAUGCUCGCGGUCCCAUUGCUGGCUGCAUAUGCAGUUUAUAGCCUGGUGUAUGAAGACCAUAAGUCGUGGUACUCCUAUGUUAUCGAAACCUUGGUGGGAAGUGUCUACGCUUACGGAUUCCUUAUGAUGGUUCCUAGCCUCUACAUCAACUAUCGUUUGAAGUCCGUCGCACAUAUGCCUGGCAAAGCCCUCACAUAUAAAUUCCUAAAUACCUUCAUCGACGAUCUCUUCGCGUUCACCAUCAAGAUGCCCACUCUCCAUAGAAUCGCCACACUUAGAGACGAUAUUAUCUUCUUUAUCUGGUUGUAUCAGAGCUAUAAAUAUAAGGUUGACUAUAAGCGUGUAAACGAAUUUGGUCAGGGUGGGGAGGAGGAUGAAGUUGAAGAAACCGAAGCGGAUAAGCGGCCAAAGGCCCUUAAGGACUCUGAGCCUACUACUGUAUCGGAGCCUGAGACAAGUACAUCGGGAGCGAAAGCCAGAAAAGAACCCGCUCGCAAGCGGAAGUAAAUUCAACUGUACAGUACAUGGCCUGGCAAAGAGGGGUUGCAGUGGACUUGGGACCCAAUAGUUAGAUCUGGGAAUAUUAAUGCAUCUUAUAGUUAGUUUUUAAAUUGAAUAGAGGUACAUAAGUGUUUUUAUUGGCGUUGUAUAAGACUCCUGCAUCAUCU